UUGAACGAGACUAUUUGUUUACAUGGUUGCUGAAGAUGUCCUGUUUUGUCCGAGAUAAACUUUCGAUUCUUAAGGACUGCUGAACUUCAGAAUGAAUGAUUAAAUGGAAACACAUGACGAGUAUGAUAUUAUCUCAUCACACCGAACAAUUUUCUGAUGGAAAAAUUUGUUUUCUGCAUCUACCUCUCCCCAAAUUAUCUACAACAGCUUCGGCAAUGGCCUCGAAAUAUCCAUCAAGUAGUGGAACCACUAACUUCGCCCGACUGUCUAGACUUGUCCUUGAUGUAGUUUGUGACCUUCUCAGAGCUGUGCUCAAAGCCAAAGUGCCACCCCCAGGACUUACUGCCAUUCUAGGAAGUCAAAGAGUUCAGCUUUGCAGAAAUCUUGAACAUCGUCAGCGACAGAUUCUUUAUCCCUCAGGUGGAGUGUUCUCAGGUACCCUGGAGGACUUGGACUUUACACUUCUAUAUAAACUACUAAGAAACCUCCAGAGUAUCAAUAUUCCACCACACCAGACUGGUUGGGGGAAGCCACCAGACCCAGCAGACAGGUCACUUUCAGCUAAUAUUGACCGGUUAAGAGUGCAGCGAAAUGAAGCUUAUGGACACCUGUCGACUGCAUCACUGUCUGAUUCAGACUUCAAUAGUAGGUGGUACCUCAUCCGUCAGAGCGUGUGUGAAAUAGAAAAGGACGCUUUGACAGGUGACACAUACGUAACAGCUGUGGAUGAUCUACUGACCGUGAGCAUGGACCCUGAGGCAGAGACAUAUUAUAUAGAGGAACUAGAGAAACAACACAAGGCGGACUUGGAGGUCAAGGCCAUUGUACAUGAGGUCAAAGCUAGACAGGAGGUCAUGGCAACAAACAUCAGUGAAGUUUCCAACAAGCAGGAGGUCAUGGCAACAAAGCAGGAAGUCAUGGCAAGGGAUAUGCAUGACUUAAAAGGUAUAAUCAAGAUCCCUUAAUUAGAAACUGCUUUUAAUGGUAUACAAAAUUUCAUAGUUAAUAGUUCAACUUUAGAGGGUCAAAACAAAGUCACUGUUAAAAUCUCACCUGGUCAGUUGGGUGUGAAUUUUUUAGCUAAACUUCCUAAAGGGCUAGCGAGCUUAUGCAAUGGCGUGGCAUCUAUCGUUCAUCCGUUCGGUGUCAGAUGAAUUUCCUUUAAACAACUUCUUCUGAAUAAUGAAGAGGUCACAGGGGUCAAAUAU
Molecule: messenger RNA, 1208 nt
Organism: Mizuhopecten yessoensis (Yesso scallop)
Lineage: Eukaryota; Metazoa; Mollusca; Bivalvia; Pectinida; Pectinidae
Exons: 3
Coding region: 96-965 (289 amino acids)
Source: RefSeq, a predicted model, not a curated record